CGCUCACUGUGUCGUGUAAGAAAACUCUAUGCAACUUGUUGUGCUCUCGGCAACACUUUUCUGUCGGUGAGCAUUGACUGUGUUGCAGAAGGAUCUGAGAACAGAUCCUGUCGGACGUUGGGUAUCGCGUCCUCCCGGACACCUGAAAUCUGCUUAAUAAGCUUCAAACCAGACUCGUCAGUUCAUGGACAUUUUUUCCCCUUGAGAUCUGGAGGAUUUUUGCUUUUGGUCAUGGAGAGAGCUUAAGAUUGUCGAGGAAGAGCUUUUCCUGCUUUCUUUUCUUUUUCGCAGCACCCCCUUUUCCAUUCUUCAUCACUUCUAAUACAGCUGCAAUGCGUAGAUUCAGCUCCGAGGGUUCCCUCCUUGAUCUUGACUUCCCGACAUGGAAAAAAGAGGCACUGAAGAAUUCUGGACAAGACCACGAGUCUGGCACCUGCACACGUCACUUGCAGGAGGAUGAGCUGGCUGGGAAAUCAGGUCGCCUGACUCCCAUCAUCCAGGAGCCCACGGAGAGUCCAGGUGAGAUGAAGAACGAGCUGACUCGGGAGCACAGCGUGAGUGCGGAGAACCUGUGCGAGCUGAGUAAAGUGGAAAAGAGCCAGCUCAGAGGCUGCCUCAUCAGUCAAGGCAGCAGGGCUUAUAGUGACAGUCAGCUGGCCCCAGCUGUGCAGGGCAGCACUGAGAGCGUGGGGAAAGCCGAUCUGCCUCCAUCGUCGCCUUCGUCCUCUUCCGGCUCCUUGAAGAUGGAGCACAGACACCAACAGAGAGACAGACUGACAGCUGCUAAGCUGCACCUCAAGAGUCUUUUUGCACAGAGUCCUCAUUCGUCAAACUCCAACCUGACCCAUACAGAACAAAAAGACAGUGCUAAAGAGAGAAGGUCUCGCCUUGUAUUCAUGCAUCAGUGGAGUCAAGUGGGUCACAGUAGGAAGAGGAAUUAUAAUCGAGAUGAGCUGGAAAAAUGGGCCGAGUCCGUAAAUGUCCUGCUGGAAAGUCCAACUGGUGUUUCAGUAUUUGGAGCCUUCCUGCGCUCGGAGUUCAGCGAGGAGAACCUGCAGUUCUAUCUGGCCUGUGAGCGCUACAAACAUUCGUCCACCAACUUCAGCCUGCAGAGGAGAGCCAAAGACAUCUGCGCAACCUACAUCCAGCCAGGAGCCCCCCGGGAGGUAAAUCUGGACAGUACGACCAGAGACCUGACGAUCCAGCUGCUGCAGGCUCCCUCUCGCAGUUCUCUGUCCCACGCACAGAAACGCAUCUACUCACUUCUGGACACAGACUGUUACCCACGCUUCCUCCAGUCUGACGUCUACCUCUCCUUACUCCACGAGGCUGAAUAGAUUCCCCACACUUGGACUCAGGAGAAGGAAUGGUGGCUUGGUGGUUUCUGGAACGGCUCAACUUCCUUCAAACUGUAAAUUAUAAAAGCUAACUAUGCUGUCAAAAGAUCGAGCUGCUGUGUACAAAGUGUGGUUGGACACUGUAAAUAGAAAUAUUGGUUACUGCAAUUAAAAUUUGGGGAAUUGUGUUUUCACUGAGAUGUUUGUGAUGUUACAAUGCUGGGAUUUGGUUUGGCUUACUUUAGGAUUAAGACUGGAAACAGUUGGAAACGGCCGGCGAGCUUCUGUCCGUCAUACAAAAUAAUGAAGUGCUAAAGUUGAACCGCUACAGUGAGGUUGUCUUUUUACACCGAUGGCAUCGCCAACAAGUGAGACAUUUUAACUUGUUUAAAAAAAUCACAAAAUUUAAGAGGAGACCUCUCUAAAAUCUGAAAACACCAUUUUACUUUAGUUUCAUAUUAUUCCAAAUGGAAAGAAUCUUGACAGAUUUAUCAAGACAGUUAAAGA
Molecule: messenger RNA, 1844 nt
Organism: Neolamprologus brichardi
Lineage: Eukaryota; Metazoa; Chordata; Actinopteri; Cichliformes; Cichlidae
Source: RefSeq, a predicted model, not a curated record